Messenger RNA from Brachypodium distachyon (stiff brome), 5828 nucleotides. Its product is annotated as histone-lysine N-methyltransferase SUVR5. The record is from RefSeq and is a predicted model, not a curated record. The coding region runs from base 416 to 5296 and encodes 1626 amino acids. Lineage: Eukaryota; Viridiplantae; Streptophyta; Magnoliopsida; Poales; Poaceae. The transcript is spliced from 12 exons. Gene Ontology annotation, cellular component: nucleus. Gene Ontology annotation, molecular function: protein binding; histone methyltransferase activity; zinc ion binding.
GGCCCUGUGGGUAUCGCGCACGCCGCCCACCUCCCCACAUCUCCCUCACGUCGCAAACCCUUCGUCGCCACCACCGUCGCGUGUUCCUCCUCUCGCGUCCACCGCACCGCCGCCCCCUAGUCUGGUCGGCGCCGCCGAGGUCUCCUCCCCACUGCGGACCCUGCGACUUACGCCCUCCCUUACUUGCCCGCGGCAUCCUCCUCCGACGUCGUCGCGGGCCUGGUGCUCCUGCCUCCGACGCCCUACCGCCGUCGCCACCACCGCCGAUGCCACUGCGGCGGCUCGUGGAGAAGGGUGUUGAGUUGAAUUAGUUCCAAGAGUUUAUGGACUUAAAGCCAAUAGAGGAGUCCUGCACUGCUUUUAGAAGUCCUGCUUUAUUUCAUAGUGCAUUGGCAGAUCACAAUAUACCUAAGAAAUGCUGAUGGAUCCUCCUAUUAUGCAAGCUGAUUGCCAAUUACAGAAUGAUGUGGAGAAAAUACCAUCUAUUGCUUACGAUAAGAAACAUAACUUAUCACAUGAUGAUUAUGGGUGGCAAGGCUCCGAUACUCAUCUAACAAAUGAUGUGAUUAGUGGUAACCCUGUCGAAGUUAACAAUUCUUCUCGAACAGGCAUAGAUGAGAAAUUAGAUGGUUCCUCUGAAAAGUCAUCUGCUUGCGUGGAUGGUUUACCUCAGGUUACAUUUUCAGUGCCACAUAAAGAAAAGAAUGGUGAGGAUGCUUACUUCAAUGAUGCAAGUUUUCAAUUGAAUGUAAGCACCGAGAGUAAUGGCUCCCCAAGCAUGGAUGUCAACUUCAAUAAACACCUUUUUAGCAAGGAGGAUGUACAUAAUUCUCAGGAAGAGAUGCAUGCACCUCCCAGUACAGUUACAGGACUUGAGUUAUGCCAGUCCAAUGGAGAUGCCUUGCCUUCUGAAGAGAAGAAAAUGACAGAAGAACAAGUCCUACAGAGUGUCAAUGUUGAUGCAGAAAAUAAGGAAGUGUGUUCUGACAUCGUAAGCAAGGAAGUUGGAUCUGACAUAGCAAGUAAGGAAGUCAAGGCUGAUAUGGUCGAAUCUCAAGCAACACAAAAGGACUUGUUGUGCACACUUGAAGGUCUAUCAGAAAUAGCAUGCAGCAUUGGUGUAGUACGUAAGAAGUCUUCUCAGGAAGAGAAAGACACAACUGUCUCACCUAAAAACGACAUGGAACCGCUUGUCCAUGACAACAGUUGUAAUGGUAAUACUAAUGAUGUUGGCGGAGAGAUGGAUACAGGAAAUACUGGAGAAGAAGAUCAUGCUGUUGCACUUUGGGUAAAGCAGUGUAGAGGAAAAUGGCAAACAGGGAUUCGAUGUUGCAGAGUAGACUGUCCUUUGUCUACUCUGAAAGCAAAACCAACCAUUGACAGGAAGAACUAUAUUGUCGUUUUCUUCCCACGAACAAAAACUUAUUUGUGGGUAGACAUGCUACUUGUUCUUCCAAUUGAUGAAAACCCUGUGCCACUCGUGAGUGGAAAUCAUGGCAAAUGGCGAAAGGCGGUAAACGACUUGAGUGUUCCUCGACGAUUCAUCAUGCAGAAACUUGCUAUCUCAAUGCUAAAUUUUAGCGAUGAGCUUCACACCGAGGCCAUAAUUGAGAAUGCUCGAAGGGCUACAGCUUGGAAAGAAUUUGCUCAGGAAGCAUCAUGCUGCAAAGAUUACGCUGAUCUCGGGAAGAUGCUUGUCAAACUUCAGAAAAUGAUUCUUCCAGACUACCUAAGCUGUCAUUGGCUGCAAAACUCUUCCGACUUGUGGGGCCGAAAGUGUAACAUUGCUCAUGACGCUGAGACUGUUGAAAUCCUUGCUGAGGAACUUAAGCAAUCUGUUUUGUGGGACAAGAUUGAUGAAUUGUGGAAUGCACCAAUGCAGCCUGAAUUAGUACCCGAGUGGAAAACAUGGAAACAAGAAGUCAUGAAACAGUUCUUUUCAUCACAUGCUGUAGGUAACACUGGCAACACUGAACAAAGCAAUAACUAUGAUGAUCCAGGUAUGGAUCAUCAAGCUCGCAGAAAGCGUCCCAAACUUGAAGUACGCAGAGGAGAAACACAUUUUUCUCACCUGGAUGAUGCUGGCUGCAGCACUCUAAACGAGGAUCCAAACUGUAAUAACCUCUCUAGUAAACCUACUACGCAUGAAAAUGCAGAAGCAUUAAAAUCAAGUGAUCAGAAUAACACCGUCUCCUUCCUCAGUAAUUCUGUGGUCCAUGAGAUUGCAGAAUCAGGCAGUGUCAACCCAGCUGUGCAGAGUGCCAGACAUGAGUUUGAUUCCUCAAAGAAUUCUAGGCAGUGUUCUGCCUACAUAGAAGCAAAGGGAAGACAGUGUGGCAGGUGGGCAAAUGAUGGUGAUAUCUACUGUUGUGUGCAUCAGAGCAUGCAUUUUGUUGACCCUUCUUCUAGGGAGGACAAGGCACUUACUAGUGAUACUGCAGUGUGCAGUGGUAUGACUAAUCAGGGUAGACAAUGCAAGCAUCGAGCCCAGCAUGGUUCUACUUUCUGUAAAAAGCACCGAUCCCAGACAAACCUGGAUAUAAUGAGCUCUGAUAAUUUAUUCAGUUCAUCUGAGGGUCUCCAUAAGAGGGAAGAGUCUCCAAAUAAAGGGAUGGAAAAGAAUUGCAACUCAAAUGCAAUAUCUAUCGUGGGCUCAGAAAGGGCCAGCAGUUCCCAAGUUUCUGUUCAAGUUAAUUUGGUCCCGACCGUGGCUGCAGAUAUUUCAGGUGAUAAAACUCGUGGAUUGGAGAACACUGACCUGUUCAACCCCAUGUCAACUUCCAUGGAAAAAGCUAAUUUAGAUAGCCAUCUUUGCGUUGGAAUUCUUUCUCAUGACAAUAUUGUUGAAUGUCAGGAUUAUGCUAAGCGACACACUCUUUACUGUGAGAAGCACCUUCCAAAGUUCCUUAAACGUGCCAGGAACGGAAAGAGCCGACUCAUCUCUAAAGAUGUCUUUAUCAGUCUGUUGAAGGGUUGCACAUCAAGGAAAGAAAAAAUAUGUUUACAUCGUGCAUGUGAGUUUCUUUAUUGGUUCUUGAGGAACAACUUUUCUCGUCAACAUUCUGGUCUUGGUAGUGACUAUAUGCCUCAGAUAGUGGCUGAAGUGUCUAAAGAUCCUGAGGUUGGAGAAUUUUUGUUAAGGUUGAUAUCUAGCGAAAGAGAAAAACUCACUAGUCUUUGGGGCUUUGGUGCAAAUACAUCUAAGCAAAUAUAUUCCAAUAACCAAGAGGGAUCUAUGGUGGUGUUACAAGAAGAGAGAACUAAUCCUUCAGCUGAUCUGAAGUGCAAAAUGUGUGUUCAGGAGUUCUCUGAUGAUCAAGAUCUUGCGUUACAUUGGACAGAAGUUCACAGAAAGGAGGCUCGAUGGCUAUUCAGAGGGUAUUCUUGUGCUGUUUGCAUGAACCCGUUUACAAACAGAAAAUUUCUCGAAGGACAUGUGCAGGACAGACAUGGUGCUCAAUAUCUCCAAUAUUCAAUUCUCUUCCGAUGUAUGUGGUGUAACAGCAAUUUUUUGAACAUGGAUCUUUUAUGGCAGCAUAUUGUUUCAGAUCAUGCCCAUGAGUUCAGGCUUCUCAAUCCUCCUCAACGAUUUAAUGGCCAAUCUAUCCAAAGUACAGAAGGGACAAGUGUCAAGCCCCUUUAUGAUGACCAUAACCUUGGGAAUGAUGAUGGCUCACAGAAGUUGGUCUGUAGACUGUGUGGGUGGAGAUUCGAUUUACUGCCAGAUCUUGGCCGCCACCAUCAAGUUGCUCAUAUGAACCAAGGUACUGUUGGCCACAUACCACCAGGACGUGGGAAGUAUCAGCUUAACCGAGGUCGACACUACUAUUCUGCCUUCAGGAAAAACUUGCGACCGUCAAGUUCAUUAAAGAAGAGGACUAGUUCUAGAAUUGGGAAACAUUUUAAGAUUUCAAGCUCUGAUUUGUCUAUGAUUACAUCACAAAUUGUGGAAUCUGAAACAGCCAGCCUUGGCAAGUUACUGGAUUUCCAAUGCUCCGAUGUGGCACAAACUUUAUUUUCUAAGAUUCAAAAGACAAGACCCCAUCCAAGUAACCAUGAUAUUUUAUCUGUGGCCCGUUCUGUAUGCUGCAAGACAAGUCUUCUUGCUGCAUUGGAAGUUAAAUAUGGAACCAUGCCCGAGAACAUGUUUGUGAAAGCUGCAAAGCUUUGUAGUGACAAUGGCCACAAAAUCAAUUGGCAUCAAGAUGAAUUUCUUUGCCCCAAUGGUUGUAAAUCUGGAUAUAAUUCAAAUACCCUGACACCUUUACAGUCUGCUCGAGUUGAAUUUCCCAUAGUUCCUUCCGUGACAAAUCCACCAGAUAGUGAUGGGACGUGGGGCAUGGAAGAAUAUCAUUAUAUUCUUGAUUCAGAGCACUUCAGGUGGAAGCUUAAAAAUGAGAAGGUUGUUCUUUGCGAGGAUGUAAGCUUUGGCAGGGAGAAAGUUCCAAUUGUUUGUGCCAUUGAUGUUGAUGCAAAAGGAUCUAUUCAUAUGAAACCUGAAGAACUGUUGCAGCAUUGCAAUUAUGUGCCAUGGCAAAGUUUUAACUACAUCACAGCCUGUUUGGUGGAUUUUUCAAAUGUUGAUUCAGAGAAUUAUAUGGCUGGCUGUUCAUGUUCUCAUGGCCACUGCUCUCCUGGGAAAUGUGACCAUGUGAAUCUCUCUGACAGUGUCUACGAAAACCUGCUGGAUAUCAAUGGUAUAUCCAUGCAUGGCAGAUUUGCAUAUGAUGAAAACAGGAAAAUCAUUUUGCAGGAAGGGUUUCCGGUAUACGAGUGCAAUUCUUUAUGCACCUGUGAUGCAUCCUGUCAGAAUAAAGUAUUGCAGCAAGGGUUGCUAGUUAAAUUGGAACUCUUCAGCACUGAGAAUAAGGGUUGGGCUGUUCGAGCUGCAGAUCCUAUUCCACGGGGCACUUUUGUGUGCGAGUAUGUUGGGGAGGUUGUGAAGGAUGAUGAGGCCAUGAGAAAUACAGAAAGGGAGGCAAAAGGUGAGUGCAGCUACUUGCUUCAAAUCAAUUCUCAUAUUGACCAGGAAAGAGCCAAGACUCUAGGGACUAUCCCAUAUAUGAUUGAUGCCACAAGAUAUGGGAACGUGUCCCGCUUUAUUAACCAUAGCUGUUCCCCUAACCUCAAUACCCGAUUAGUUCUGGUGGACCAGCUCGCUCACGUUGGAUUGUUUGCUAACCAGGAUAUUGCUGUCGGAGAAGAAUUGUCCUAUGACUAUCGACAAAAGCUGUUAUCUGGCGAUGGCUGCCCCUGCUAUUGUGGUGCUCAGAAUUGUCGAGGCCGUAUUUGUUGAAUUUGCUGGGUGCAAAAAUAAAAAGGAAUGAUCCAUUGAUUAGCAGAGCAUCUUCAAAAGGUCGUACAAUGGUGGUCAAUUGGCAGAAGAUAACAUUGUUUUUCCUAUAGCUUGAAUGCAGGGUAGGAUCUCAUUCUUGAUGAAACCAAUUGAAGGCAGCAGUAGGAUCUCAUUCUUCGUGCAACAAAAUAGUGAUUGUGAUAUAGGACUCACAACAGUGACUAGGUACACCGUAGCAUUGAUUUUAGUCAUGGCAUCGUGUUUAACUGAUGAUUUGUUAGAAGCAGCCUGAAAUUAGAGCAAUUCAGGCUGCAUUGUUGGUAGGUGAGAAGUCAAUGCCUUUGUAAAAUAUGUUCAUUCAAUUUUUACUGCCCAUAAUUUCCAUCGUCGAAGUUGAAGCAAGAAUUUGUACUUAUUACUCGACUGAUUGUCGUGGAGUUAUGCUUGUGCUGCGGUGCCUGUUUCGGCAGUGUUGUAGGAAAUUGUGUUUGCACUGUGAAGAAAAAAGGCAGUCGACCCUUCCAAGUUUAAA